Molecule: messenger RNA, 6683 nt
Organism: Petromyzon marinus (sea lamprey)
Lineage: Eukaryota; Metazoa; Chordata; Hyperoartia; Petromyzontiformes; Petromyzontidae
Product: adiponectin receptor protein 1-like
Biological process (GO): adiponectin-activated signaling pathway
Cellular component (GO): plasma membrane
Molecular function (GO): signaling receptor activity
Source: RefSeq, a predicted model, not a curated record
CCCCCCACCCCCUCCCCGCCGCGCUCGCGCCGAUGGCGGCUCCCGUCGGUCGUUUCGUCUCGCUGAGGUGACGCUGCCCUCCGUAAGAUCUCCUCAAAAUCUUCGGGCCAAAAAAACAAAACACCCCCGCGCGCGGGGAAGCGAUGACUCGCCUGCGAGUGAAAUCCUGAAGAGAAGAAGGAAACCACGAGUUGGGAGGGAGAGCAGAUACCCUCACGAUGGCGUCGUCUCGCGCUGGGUGCACGAAACGGCACGAUGUGGGCACGGACAAGCCAGACGACGUCGGCCUGGCGGAGCUGGGCCCGCUGCUGGUGACCACAGGGCAAGCCACGUGCUCUGUGCGGGAAGUGGACCAGGUCCAUGCGGACAGAGAGAGGGAUGAGGAUGGCCCUGAGCCCCUGAGGGUCAUUACGCUGCCGCUUCAAGCCCACCACGCCAUGGAGAAGAUGGAGGAGUUUGUUUGCAAGGUGUGGCAGGGCCGCUGGCGAGUGAUCCCGCACGAUGUGCUGCCCAGCUGGCUGCAGGACAAUGAGUUCCUGCUGCAGGGGCACCGUCCCCCCAUGCCGUCCUUCCGUGCCUGCUUCCGCAGCAUCUUUCGUCUCCACACGGAGACCGGCAACAUAUGGACGCAUCUAAUAGGCUUUUUCCUAUUUGUCGUCCUGGCCGUCAUAUAUCUGUUCCGGCCAAACAUGAGCUUCGUAGCUCCUCUGCAGGAAAAGGUUGUGUUUGGCGUUUUCUUCAUGGGCGCUAUCCUCUGCCUGUGCUUCUCCUGGCUCUUCCACACCGUCUACUGUCAUUCCGAGAAGGUCUCCCGCACCUUCUCCAAAUUGGACUACUCGGGCAUCGCUCUGCUCAUAAUGGGCAGCUUCGUGCCAUGGCUCUACUACUCCUUCUACUGCAACCCGCAGCCACGGCUCAUCUACCUGGUGACCAUCUGCGUGCUCGGCAUAGCGGCCAUCGUUGUAUCUCAGUGGGAGCGCUUCUCUACGCCACAGUAUCGCGUGCUCCGUGCCGCCGUAUUCCUGAGCUUGGGCUUCAGUGGGAUCGUGCCAACCGUGCACUUCAUGGUGGUGGAGGGCUUCAUGAGGGCGACGACGGCCGGGCAGACAGGCUGGCUCUUCCUCAUGGGGCUCCUGUACAGCAUGGGCGCCGCGCUGUAUGCUGCACGCAUCCCCGAGAGGUUCUUCCCGGGCAUGUGCGACAUCUGGUUCCACUCGCACCAGAUCUUCCACGUACUGGUGGUGGCUGCGGCGUGCGUUCACUUCCACGGCGUGUCGAAGCUGCAGGAGUUCCGUUACAGUGUGGGAGGAGGCUGCACGUCCGAUACUCUCCUGUGAGUCACGCCUGGAGAGGUCGGCGCAUUCCCAGGAGGCGUGCCACUCCGACCCAGCUCGGCGUAAAUUCCCCGCGAGAGGCAAGCGGCUGGCGCACACGCGCGCUCCGUUCUGUGUGAUGACUCUGAGCAGAGCUGUAGGGGUUUUCCUGUUCCCGCUAGGACCUCGAUUGGCGAGCGUUGAAGCAAUGCAGCCAGGGAAUAUUUGGGCAUCGUAUUCGAUCGGAAAGUUAUUUUUGGCAAUACUGGAUGACAAAGGCCACACAAAAGAUAUGAAAACUGCACAAAUGUUUAAUGUCACUUUAUUUAAGGUUACAUGGGGAGUAUGCAGACAUGAAUACACAUAAAAUGAUGCCCAAAUGUGUCCCCUGGUUUAUUUUACAUUCGCGAGGGGGCUUGCUUUAAGGUUUAUUUUUCAAGUGAUGGGCCCUGAUUUUGACACACCUUGCCUCUAUUUGUUGAUGGCAAUGUGGCAGGAAAGUCCCUGUUCACUUAUUGGGAGCACAGGUUUACACAGGAGGCCCUCUAGCACCCAGACAUAGUCCUGCUCUCUAUCUCCACCGGACUCCAGUUAACAAUAACCCAGUUUACAUAUUAGAAAUUAGUGUGCAUACAAGUUGGCUUGCAAAUCUGACCCUUGUAAUGCUGGCUUUUUGUAGGGCCGCCUCAGUGGAGACUUGCUCUACGGUAAAGCUGCUGAGCAUGCUGUGGGUUGACAUACUCGCCCAGCCACUUGCCUUCACGUCGAGUUUUAUCGUCAAUUAUUCUGUCCCCCUAUGCACCCCAUUUGCUGUUAAUAUGUGCAAUCACGUUUACCCAAAUGUUAAAGGUCUAUUCAGUGAUACGAUCCGAAAACAGGGAUAUCAUGUAUCUACUAAAUACAAUGAAAUAAUAUUUUAUAUAUAAAAGUUAAAUGUUCAAAAAAGGUUUCAUUAUGAAGUAACUCAAAUUAUGUAAGCGUGAUAACUUUUUUUUAAGCAAAAACUGAAAUGAUAAAAAAGUAAGAUCUACAGUUCAAUAUUUUAUUAGCAAGCAAUAACAGUACUUACACAAUUUUUACCAUUAGUCAUGGAUGUUUUUUCUGUUAAAAUUUCGGCUUAGAAGCAUUGAAGAGUGCAUUUCUCUCUCUUUUGAAAUGGGAUGUAUUUUUGAUGCCGUAUCACUGAUAGCACCAGUAAUGUUUGUGGGAAGCUUGAAUAUACGUGGUGUCUGAUGUGCCCUCACACUGGUUUCAAACUUGACAAAGGCCAUGCUCGGAGACCUGGCCAUGUGAUUAGUGACGCCGACACAAACCGGCUUUUAUUGCUGCUUGCGAUCAUGGUGCUCAAGAAAUGUCCUCGUCAACGUUAUGAGUAACACUUGCCACCGGAGACACCUCGCACGCGCCACCAUGUCCUUUUAUGGUCGGAUUAUUUAACCUUGCCACAGUGCACCUGCAUUGAACAUAACGGAACCGUUCUCCGACUGCUUUUACAUUGAAUACAUGUCUCAUUUGCGAGAUAAUCUUAGGCGCAGCAUUUCUGUCCACAAUACAACUGCUCAACACGUCUUGGAACAAAAACUAAAAAUUGUGCGUGCGAGCGUUUAUAUAUGUAAACGUUGCAUUUACCUUGCUAGCUUAUGCAACCGGGAUGUCCCUUGUGAUACCAACAAAUGUCCUUGAGUAAACAUACUUAAUAAAUAAACAAACUGAGAUUAGCAUUUGUCAAAGGGCAGCUGAUGACCUUUCCACAUCGCACAGUGUUGUGCCACUUAAUUGGUGCCCCGCUCACAUACCAGUCAGAGGAGAGUGCUCCCCCUUGACAUCGGAGUUUUGUGGCCUCAUGCUGUGCCACUCUGGUCACAUGGUUGCAUGUGGGAAAAUCGAAUGGCUCUGCGUCCCCAGCACGGGCUAUUGAAGGCUUCCUACGUUCGGUUAGUAGUACUGAACGAAUCAUGAGCGAGGUUUGCACAGCUUGGCCCAUUCACCGGCUCUGCCAUCCUCACAACUGCCCGCCUGUAGUAAUACGCUUUUUGGACAAAUCUAGACGUGCAAAGUUCAAGUGCGAGUUUCUUGCAUGAUCUUUUUCUCAGGGUUAAAGGUAGACAUCCAUUUGUUUUUGAUAGGCUUAUUCACAUCCAUCAAGCUCUCUGCUUUGCUCUGUGCUUGCAGUGCCAUUCUGCUUGCCAUUUUGUUUCUCUCAAGAACGGAUAAAUCUUUUGUAUCGACUCGCAAUCACGAACACAACAGAGGGUGAACAAACUCGCGCGCGGGGAAACGUGAACGGAAGCCGCACCCUCUGGGUUAUUCUCUCCCUUAACAGGGGCCGAUUGGGGUCCAUCGGGUUAUUUUCCCUACAAACGGCAGUAGGGUCAGAGAACGGGAGACGCAAUAACUGACUUUAAAGUGUGCCGCAUGCGUGACACAAGUCCUUUUCACUCGGUCGCUCAGCACCUCCCCCUCUGCAUGCCGGCAUCAGCUUAGCCAUACAAACGUCUGUCACUUCCUUUUCCCCUGUUGCUCCAGUGCUUUGACGUGGAAAGGAAAAUUGGGGCCAACUCAUCUCACCUUAGGCCUAAAAUGAAAGCGUAUCUUAUCAAAAGCUCUUGUCACGUCGCACAUCACUCCGGACGCUGUCUUAGCACCGCCCUUUGAAUGCUUUGUGUCAUUUUCCAAGUUCAAGAGCCAAUAGGAAGCAGCCAUCACGGCGCGAUGGUUUGCUUGCAAAGCCCAUCCACGGCACAGGACGCACACCCAUGUGGUGCUCGUAAAACAGCUUUUCCAAGCUUCCGCGUACGUCACCACGCCGUCGUAUGAUAGCACUUAACUCCACGCCGCACCUUUACCCCUGCUGUCGCAGCUGAAGUGCAAAGCUAAUGGAUUAUUCGUUAAGGCUCCCUUGAAUUGCAGCCAGACAAAAUCACGUCAUUGCAAACAAACAUGACUGACCCAUCCCGACUGCAUGUAAAUCUUACUUUUCUUCCCCAGUGGUAUUGUACGGGUUUACCUGUCACACAUUGCUCAAAGUUACCAUACAGAUUGUGUACUGGGGUAAUCGUUUCAAGUGAUUUAUCAAGAAAUAUACAUAGUGUGUACUGGAUUGUUUUUACAUUACAUUUAGUGCUGGCAACAGGGUACAACCAUGCUUGCCCUGAGAUAUUACCUCUGCUGCAUUAUUUGAACACCCCAAUGAAGGGCCUAUUAAUAGAAAGCUGAAAUGGUCAGCAAGCAUUUUCAUCUUCCAGGUUCUCCACUUCCAAACAGAUGUCAAUGUCUGAGUUGCAGCAUGGCAUUUAUUUGACGUUGGGGCAUGGGCUCUUGUAAUUUCACAGCUGCUGUUGCUUCUGAUUGAAGCACUGUUGGGGGUAAGGCACCCUGGGGGUACUUUUUCAUAUGGCUUUGCCUAGCAGUGUGGCAUUUUUCCAUGGGAUAGUGAAAUGUGCCUCAGGGACCUUCAUGGAUGCCGUGGUUGGUAUUGGCAAAGGUGUCUGGCAGCCAUGCUGCUGUUCUCGCCUGGUACGAUGCAUAGGUAAUGGCAGCAAGUCCUUGCCCUCCCCAUCGGCACAACGCGUUAAGGAUGGUCAGAAUGGGAUUUGGCAGCCUCAAUUAAAACUCGUGUGUUUGAAAAUAGCAGCCGCCUGCCAAUCGUCAUGCCCAAUUAUCUUGAGCAAUGCAUCACACAGCAGGCAGUUGUCAAGAGAACGCUUCCAAGCAAGUCCCUAUUUAUACUGCCUUUCUCAUCCAGCAGCAUGUUUGCUUUGCUUACGCCCUGGCAUGCACAACAAAAACGCCAGUGUCUGCUGGCUGCCCCCGAUCAUCAGCUCCCGUUCCUGCCGGCGACUGGAGCAUUGAAGCUUGCGCACGCAACUGCAUGCAUGCACACGACUCCUGUGCCGCACUUCGCCGCACUGCCGGGGUCAUGUGAGAAAGCAGCCUGCUGGGCAGCGAUUCUUCCUAACACAAGGCCAACGCAGUGGCCGAAUGCAGGACAGGUGGAAGGGGGGGGGCGGGCUUCGUUUAAAAAAAAAAAAAGUGGGGGCGCCACUGCCCGCCGCGAGCCACUCCCUUGACGGGCGUCCGUUCGAGAGCCGGGACGUCUGAGAUAGACGCGUGGGAUGAUGAAGGUGCACUCAGUGAUGCAGAUCAGGGAGCAAGCUUUGUUUUGAGUCUCCGAUGCGCUACGUUUGUCUGAAAGUCUCCAUUGUCGCGAAACCGUUUAGAGCAACGUUUAUUCUUGUGGUGCUGAAUGAAACUUCUUACGUGCUUUUGGCAAAGUACCAUUAGGGUCUGCCGAUUUAACGUUCAUCGUCUCGCAAACAACAAACAUCGCAAUUGUGAUGAAUGAACAUUGAACACUACUAUCGCGAAAUCCAAAGUUAAUUUGAACCUAUACUUUGUGGUGCAGCCUUUGAGCAGUGGACCUGUUGUAGGUGUUGUCAAAACUAUGGAGAGAUUUUAAUUUUUUUUCAGCAUAAUUGUGUCGUUAUAUUGCAAAAAAUGCUUUGUAAAUAAAUAUAUUUUUAGACUGCAUUUGAAGAAAGUUGGUAUCACAGAGUGCACCUCUUAAGCGGAAGAGUGAUGGUCAUUUGUCUGCACGUUGUGGAAAUGUUGACACUGUACUGAAAGCCACCAUGACGUUAACGCACAAGCCGUGCCUUUCAGGACUCUAACCAAUUCAUCCAACCCAUCUGGUGCUGUCGAUCAGCUAAUUGGUUCCCAGACGGCAGGGCUAAAGCUUAACGCUAAGGUGGAGAAGAAUAAAGAGCUCUAGCCACACUCAACUUCAUCUAAAUAUCAUUCAGGCCAGAGCACCACACUGCCUUAAUGUUAUGGCUGGAACAGUAUGGGAAGUAAUUCCCAGUGCUUGUCUAAUAAUUUUUGUUUUUCCCCAAGAAAAGAGCAUUUCCAGCCCCUCCAAAGCUUUUAAAACAAAAUUGGGUUUCUAAUGUUACAGCAAAGAAAAUUUGCACUAAUAUGCGUAUAUCCUUGCCGAAACUUACUUAUGUUUGUCAUGUGUAAAUGUGAUGAAGAGUCUUGGCUAUUUAUGUUUUAACUUCGUGUCUCGUUUGGGUUUUCCCCUUUAGUUUAAUUCUGAAUUAACCAUCUUGGACACUGUAUAAUUUGCAUGCUAAUCUUAACUGUUAUUUUGUCAUAUUGCAUUUACUAUAGUUUAUAUUUUUUGCCAAUGACAUGCUUGCCGUAUUUAAAACAAUGAAAUAUAUAGUGUGUUGACAUUUAUAUCUUGUUUCAUGUGUUUUAAGCACCUGUAAAUUAGCCUGUUGGCCUGUCUACUUCAUGACCUUUUUCCAUGUUGUACAUUGGAUAUUUUCAAUAAAGAAUAGUACUGUAAUAAAGGAUGGAGAAAACAAA